This is a messenger RNA of Bombina bombina (fire-bellied toad), 2349 nucleotides long. It is a transcript of the gene CORO2B, whose product is annotated as coronin 2B. The record is from RefSeq and is a predicted model, not a curated record. The transcript has 12 exons. The coding region runs from base 72 to 1514 and encodes 480 amino acids. Gene Ontology annotation, biological process: actin filament organization. Gene Ontology annotation, molecular function: actin filament binding. Lineage: Eukaryota; Metazoa; Chordata; Amphibia; Anura; Bombinatoridae.
CACGCACAGAGCUCUGCAGUCAGAAUACAAGAGCACAGGCGCCUGCUCCCUCUGCACUCACACAGCUCUGUAUGACUGUCACCAAGAUGUCAUGGCGCCCACAGUAUCGCAGUUCCAAGUUCCGCAACGUAUAUGGGAAGGUGGCAAGCCGGGAGAAUUGUUAUGAUUGUAUCCCUAUUACCAAGAAUGUACAUGAUAACCACUUCUGUGCCGUUAAUUCUAAGUUCCUGGCAAUUGUUACUGAAAGUGCAGGAGGGGGGUCCUUUCUUGUAAUCCCUCUGCAUCAGACUGGACGUAUUGAGCCUAACCAUCCUAAGGUAUGCGGGCACCAAGGCACCGUGCUGGACAUUAAAUGGAACCCAUUCAUUGAGAAUGUAAUCGCAUCCUGCUCUGAGGACACCUCGGUACGAAUAUGGGAAAUUCCUCUAGGUGGACUCAAGAGGAAUAUGGCAGAGGCAGUUCUAGAGUUGUAUGGGCACAGCCGAAGAGUGGGACUGAUAGAGUGGCACCCCACAGCCAAUAACAUAUUGUUCAGUGCUGGCUACGACUAUAAGAUCCUUAUUUGGAAUCUAGAAGUGGGAGAGGCAGUAAAGAUGAUUGACUGUCACACUGAUGUCAUUCUCUGUAUGUCCUUUAACACCGAUGGGAGUCUGUUGGCCACCACUUGUAAGGACAAGAAAUUACGUGUACUGGAACCUCGCUCAGGGAAAGUGCUCCAGGAAGCCAGCUGUAAGAAUCACAAGGUGACUCGAGUCGUAUUUCUUGGGGACAUGAAGCGACUACUCACUACAGGUGUCUCCAGGUGGAACACCAGGCAGAUAGCAUUAUGGGAUCAGGAGGACCUAUCAAUGCCAUUGAUAGAAGAGGAGAUAGACGGUCUGUCAGGGCUGCUGUUCCCUUUCUAUGACAUGGACACCCAUAUGCUGUAUCUGGCUGGAAAGGGAGAUGGGAACAUCCGUUAUUAUGAGAUUACCUCAGAGAAGCCAUUUCUGACAUAUUUGAUGGAAUUUCGCUCUGCUGCACCUCAAAAGGGACUUGGGGUAAUGCCGAAACAUGGGUUGGACGUCUCAGCAUGUGAAGUUUUCCGAUUCUACAAACUUGUUACUCUGAAGGGUCUCAUAGAACCAAUAUCCAUGAUAGUUCCCAGACGGUCUGAGACUUAUCAGGAAGAUAUUUAUCCGAUGACUGCAGGGUUAGAACCAGCUCUGUGUCCUGAAGAGUGGCUUAGUGGCAUCAACAGAGACCCUGUCCUGAUGAGCUUAAAGGAUGGUUACAGAAAGGAAUCCAUACUCACAUUUAAAGCUCCUAUAAAAGACAAGAAAAGUCUCGUUGUGAAUGGGAUCGACCUAUUGGAGAAUGUCCCACCACGUACAGAGAAUGAGCUGCUUCGUAUGUUCUUCCGACAACAAGAUGAAAUUCGGCGUCUAAAGGAGCAGUUGGCUCAGAGAGAUCUCCUUAUCAGACAACUGGAGUUGGAGCUUAGAAACCUGAGGAACAGUCCAAAGGAGAGCUAGCUGCCCCUCACUCUAUCCAAGGCCCAAUACUGCCCCAAAGGACAGCUAGCUUCUUCUUACUCUCCCCGGAGGCCCAACACUGCCCCAAAGACAAGCUAACUGCUCUUUCCCUACUGUCCCUGAUGGCUUCUAGCUGGCAUCCAAGGGAACUUUGUACAGAUCUGCACUAAUUAUGCUCCUCCCCCAAGUACCCAGAAAAUGUCCUUGUAGAUAGUCAAAUGCAUUUAGCUGGUCUAGCAUCUUCUCUGGCUGGGGCUUCUAUAUGUCUAUGACAGCUGCUCUUCCGCUCUAUGGUAUUCUGGGAUAUAAAUAGGCUUUCCAUAUAUGUGCUGUAUUAUGUUAGACAACAAUGUUAAGCAGAUGUAUCCAGCCAGAAAACUGAUUAGUCUUCAGUAUUUUACACAGAUAGAAGACCAAAUGAACACAAAAAUCCAACGUUUUACACCCUUUCUUUGGUAUCUAGCAUCCUCUGAGUCAAGUUUUCCCAACAACUUUGGAGCAGUUAAUUAACUUAUAAUGGAAGUUGUAAAGCCAUAACUGAAUGUGCCGAAUAAAUACGAAAAGCUAUAAACAAAGCACUGAGAAGUUCCUCUCACCCUCUUGUAUAGCUUAUCUUUAUCUUUUAACUCUUAUUUCUCCCUAAUCUUUUUCAUCCCUCUAAUCAAGAGUCCUAAUCUUAUGUUUUCCUUACUUCUCUCCGAAUUUUGUUUUUAUGGAAUAGCACUUUAGGUGUGAGAUCAGACAGAUUAUUCCACUGUGUCUGGUCAUGGUCUUAUUUAUUGCUAUUAUUCAGUUCCUAUGCAAAGCAGCAUAAUAAAAUAAUUAACAUCUCAAA